GAAAGAGGAGGUGCUCAGCAAAUUUCCUAAACAUACUUGACUGUGGUCAAGACAGGACUCGUGCAGACCUCCAGAUCCAUGCUGAAGUCUUCAGCUACUAUCUCGGGUUUUUGUUUAGCAAUGGAGUCUUUCUCUGCGGAGACCAAUUCAACUGACCUACCAUCACAGCCCUGGGAUGAACCCCAAGUAAUUCUCUCCAUGGUCAUUCUCAGUUUCACUUUCCUACUGGGAUUGCCAGGCAACGGGCUGGUGCUGUGGGUGGCUGGCCUAAAGAUGCGACGAAGUGUGAGCACGGUUUGGUUUCUCCAUCUCACCUUGGCUGACUUUCUCUGCUGCCUCUCCCUGCCCUUCUCCCUGGUCCACUUGGCUCUCCACGGACGCUGGCCCUACGGCUGGUUCCUAUGCAAGCUCAUCCCCUCCACCAUUGUCCUCAACAUGUUUGCCAGCGUCUUCCUGCUGACCGCCAUUAGCCUGGACCGCUGUCUUUUGGUACUCAAGCCAAUCUGGUGCCAGAAUCAUCGCAACGUGGGGGCAGCCUUCACAAUCUGUGGAUGUAUCUGGGUGGUGGCUUUUGUAAUGUGCAUACCUGUGUUCAUAUACCGGGAAACAUUCACUAUAGACAACCAUAGUAUGUGUGGCUACAAUUUUGGUCUCUACAGAUCAUUAGAUUAUUCAGACUUCAACUUUGAUCUACUGGAAAACGGGUCUCUUGACAGCUCCAUUGUUGAGCUGCCUGAAGAAAUGGAUGAUCGGUUAGAUUCUUUCUCUCAACAAACAAAUGCUUGUCCCUGGGCAGCCACUGCUGGCCUCUGUUCUCAAAUAUCUCAAAGAACUUCUGGACAUUCACCCCCUACGGAUUCAGCUAGAUUAUCUGUUCAACAUCCAUAUGAUAAUGUAUUUAAGCCAGCUGAUGAGCUCUCAGCUACAAUCCCCAGUGAUUUUCCCAUUGAAGAUCGCAGAACUAACCCACUGGAGAACUCUGAGGCUCUUCUUCCUGCUGAUUUAGACCUUUUCGCUAGUGCCUCCGGCAACUCCUCAUACACAUCGGAGCUAUUGGAAGAUUUCCAGGAUGAUGAUUUAGGCCAAUUUGCAUACGGCCAUCAAGUGCCAACACCCCAGGUAGCAAUAACCAUCACUAGGCUAGUGCUGGGUUUCCUGUUACCCUUUAUCCUCAUGGUGGCCUGUUACAGCCUCAUUAUCUUCCGAAUGCGUUGGAGCCGCUUCACCAAGUCUCGGAGCAAAACCUUGAGAGUGGCUAUGGUGGUGGUGGCUGUCUUCCUCGUCUGCUGGGCUCCGUACCACAUUGUUGGAACCCUCUUACUGUUUAUUGACCCAGAAACUCCCUUUGGGGAAGCUCUGUUGUCCUGGGACCAUGUGUCUCUUGCUUUAGCAUCUGCCAAUAGUUGCUUCAAUCCCUUCCUCUAUGCCCUUCUGGGGAAAGAUUUUAGGAAAAAAGCAAGACAGUCCAUGCAGGGAAUUCUGGAGGCAGCUUUCAGUGAGGACUUGACACACUCUACCAGCUGCCCCCCAAACAAGGUCUCUUUGGAAAAAAACAGCAUCGGUACAGUUGUGUGAAAAUAUGGAGCAGUUGACCCAACCAGAGGUUCUUAGGCAUUCACCCAGCGCAUCAUAUUUCUAAAAAGACGACAGAGAUAGGGAGCAGGGGAUUUCAGAAACUGUCAGAGAAUCAAUCCAGAGGGUCUUAAAGUGUGGUCCCAGGCUAGUGGCAUCGGUAUCACCUGGAAAGUUGAUAGAAAUACAAAUUCUCCAGCCCCACCAGAGACUUGCUGAAUCAGUCUCUGGGGGUGGGGCUCAGACAGUGUUUUCACAAGCUCCCUUGUUUCGGAUGAAUGCUAAAUUUGGGAAGCAUUGUAAAAAUUAGUCUAUUUCUAUCUCAAACAAAGCCACGUGAAAUAAAUGCGAAGGCAGUCUCCUUUAAAAUGUUUCCAUCAUUAAAUUUCUUUCUAAUUUCCUUCCAGAUUCAAGUUAAAACCAUUUCUUCUAGUCCUACCUGAGUGAAAGGUGAUCAUUUAUUCUAUGGCUUUGUUGUGGUGAUGGUGGUGGUGAUAGUUUUAAAUGAAAAAAAAAAAAGGUGCAAAAAGAAAGUCUAUAAAAACAAGGAGUUAUGAGUCUGAGUCUGGAGCAGAGUACAAUGCCAGAUGCCUGCAACUUGGAAUACUCCUGGAUACAGGACGUAGGAAUUCUGAGUUUCCAUUAUUACAACUAAAUAAGCAUCUAUUGUGUAAAGACAGACUACUUAGGCAUCUAAAGACUUUCUCAUGAAACAGUAUGUAAGCCACAGUUCGGGGAGUUUCUCUCUUCCCUCUGUUUGCUCUAUCUGCCUAUUGAUAGAAUCAUCUCUCUUUCAUUCCUUUUCUUAAGCUCCUUAAUUCCCUUAUUCCUCCCCUGCCUCUAAAUCUUCUUCCAGACUUUAUGCCUCUAAUAACCAAUAGUUUCAUAAGAUGCAAAUUACUCCCCUCCUCUAGCUCCACAUUGGUACUUUCCAAGAAACUCAUUUCAAAUGAAAGGAGAAAGACGGUGGAGGAUAGGGCAGUUAUUCUUGAAUUCACUGCAAUGUAACUGAGUACCCUCUGGGCACGUUAUCCAACUUUAAAAGAAAACAUGACUGUAGGUGUGUAUCUUUCAUGCCGUAAUUACCAGAUAUAUCUUUGGGUUUUUUUUUUUAAUUAAUCUUUAUCUUUACCAAAGUAAUACAUGCACAUAACUUAAAGAGAACCUAAGGCUUAUAAUGAAAUCUAACAGGUUUCCUGCCCCACUCUGCCCAGCCCCUCCUUCCUCCCACUCCCACUUCCCAGGGAUAACCUUUGAAACGAUUUUAGAUGUUUCCUCUGAUAUUCACCAUGAUAUUUCUAAGUCAUGACCUUAUGCUGCUAGUUUUUGUAGACGUGAUAAAAUGACUUCUUGUUUUGAAAGAUGACGAUUUUUAUCCAAACACAUUCGUAUUUUUUGUUUAUUCAGCAUCCCAAUAUUCAUUACCCAUCAUCCUUUAAAUUUGUUCACGAUCACACAUUUUCUUCUACUUUGUCGACCCAUUCCAACCCCCCUUCUCUUUCUCUUUCAUUUUUUUCAGAAAACAUUAUUAAACCCCCAUCACCUUCUCAUUUUUCUCUGUAUAUAAAGUUUUAUGUGUUAAACCUCUAAAUUUUCAGGUUUUGUUUGUACUACAACAUAGCUCCACCUGUGUACAGUGAUUUAAUCCGAAAAAUAGAAAAUGAGAUGUCUUAGACUUUACAAGGCACUAUCCUUUGUUCAGUGGUUGAGGGGAGGGUCUGGACUACAAAUAAGUUAUAAAGUACUAUGUGGAAAAGUGUCAAAUCACUAGGAAUGCUUUCAGUUGUGCAGUAAUGAUAUCUGACAUGAUGUGAGAUUUGCCAUGCUACCUUCCAAUUUAAUCUGAUCAUAUAUUUGAUGUGAAUAAAUGCUUUCUUUCUGAA
Delphinapterus leucas (beluga whale) is the source of this 3455-nucleotide messenger RNA. It is a transcript of the gene C3AR1, whose product is annotated as complement C3a receptor 1. The record is from RefSeq and is a predicted model, not a curated record. Gene Ontology annotation, molecular function: complement component C5a receptor activity; G protein-coupled receptor activity; complement component C3a receptor activity. Gene Ontology annotation, cellular component: plasma membrane. NCBI's taxonomy places the organism in Eukaryota, Metazoa, Chordata, Mammalia, Artiodactyla, Monodontidae. Gene Ontology annotation, biological process: complement receptor mediated signaling pathway; positive regulation of cytosolic calcium ion concentration; inflammatory response.